Molecule: messenger RNA, 4431 nt
Organism: Betta splendens (Siamese fighting fish)
Lineage: Eukaryota; Metazoa; Chordata; Actinopteri; Anabantiformes; Osphronemidae
Gene: tulp3
Product: TUB like protein 3
Exons: 12
Coding region: 2829-4289 (486 amino acids)
Biological process (GO): protein localization to cilium
Cellular component (GO): cilium
Source: RefSeq, a predicted model, not a curated record
UUCACAUUUGUUCUGCUUGCGCAGCCGUAGGUUGAAAAGUGUCUGGGCGCAGCUCCCGGCUUCUUUUACGCCCAAAAAACUUCCCUAUCGCCCACAACUUUUAUAAAGGCACCAUUGCUGGUGGUGGAGCCUGGGCUGAGGCUGCUACGGCUAACGUUAGCCUCUGAUGGUUUAAAGCUAGCUUUUGCGUUCCACAGCUGGAAGACGAGCAGAUGUGACAGUUAACGUGUCCGCUUUGCGUUAUUUUGAUGGAUCCUUGCGCGACACACUCGGCUGAGCUGAGAGCAGGAAUUAGUUUCGGAAUGGAAAAGCAUCGCUAGUCGUCAUUGUUUAAAUAAAGCUUAGUUAGUGGAGCUUUGCUACCUGAUCGUAUGGUACCGACGGGAUAACAACAGCUGGCGAACUAGUGGUUUCCAGUAAUGUAAAAUUAUACGUACGUAAGUGGCGUUAAUAAUUUAUGUGACGUCUGGGAAGUCUUUGUAAUUUAAGUAGCCGUUUUGGAUUCCGACAGGCUUUUGUUAUUCCCUUUCAUAAAAUUUAGACAAAUUAACUUCGCCUGCAUGUGUAAAUGGAUGGAUUCCAGCGGUCACUGUCAAAUGAUCAGCAUCAGGGAUCACAGGCUCCCAGACGCCUUCCAGCUCUGGCUUUGAAUACAAUGAGCCAUGUUUGAGCAUGCCUGUGUGUGCCCUGCACCUGGUUCAUGUCUGAGCAAUCCUGUGGAAGUAGUCGUCAUUCUCAGGACCUGGUGGAUCCACUGAUUUAUGUAUUUAAAUAAAUCCGUCAUAUUUUCCGAGUGAGUCGACGAAAUGCUUGGCAGCCGUUCGAGAGCGGCACGGCUCCUCUUCAUUCUGCUGCUCACGCAAGCAGGUGUUGUUUGUGUGCGUGUCUGCGUGAUGGAAGGCACAAUUUCAAAGAGCAGAGGUCUGCUUUCAUGUCAUGGAGAUAAAAUCUGUGGCCCUCCACCCUUUCCUCUCACCAGCCCGGCCUGACGGCUCGAUCUUAUCGGGUCGUAGACAGCCACUGUCGAGCACAGCUUCACCGCGUAACACCAGCAAAAUCAUAUUUAUUCCCGUUGGACCGAUAGUUGAUCCAACAUGGACUUUAACUUCAUGCUAGGAACAGUCUGGUACUUGUUGCUGUUAUUUUAGUAAUGUGAUCAUUCAGCAUCCCCAGCUGUGAUGCACAAGAACUUAUCCAGAAGGUUUGUGUUAAAGUUCACAGAGGAACUGACUCAGCGUUUGGAGCGAGGAAUAUUUUUCUCAUUUUCUCAACAUUUCUUUCAGUUAGUUUUGUCAUUUAUGAGUGUGGUGAGACAUGUAUUUCUCUAAAGCACAAAUGCCUUUUGGAACCGCUCAGCAAAGCGAAGCAGCUUUGAAUUCCAGAGUCCGCCUGCCGGACUGACACAUUUGGGAGGAGUGACAGUUUUCAUAACAAACUCGCAAGGGUUACACUGAAAAGACUGCUUAUGAGUGUGGUGUUGAGAGUGGGUGGCUGAUGAACUGUUGCACAAAACUCCGAUAAGAAAUGGCUCAGACUGGAACUAGGAACUGAGAGGUAGUGCCAGGCCUUGCUGCUACACAGCAGGUCCAGUGUUAUCAGAACAUUAAUCAAUGUUAUGGAAGAAGUCUUCACAGUUUCAUCGUGUGGUUGACCAGUUCAGGCUUUGACUAUAAACACAUAGUGAUCUCAGUGGAGCGGUCUCACAUCAUUCUUAUAAAUUAAUCAAUUUAAGAAUUCCCCACAAAUAACUCAGUUGACCUCUGCAGCUUGUGGCUUAGUUGUGAUUUACUGUGGUUGUUCGCUGGAAGCCAAACCCUCCAUCCAGCUGUCCUGAGUCGUCCACUGUGUUUCUCGUGAAGAGAAAACGUCCCGGUCUGAGAAAUGGGCUCGCUUUUGAUGAGAGUCUCAGCAGAAAUCAGUGCUCCAAUCUUAAGUCCUGCGCAUGCUAUCAUUAUCCAAAACACUGCUUUUGCCUUCUGAUGAUUCUAAAGGUCACGGACAGCUUAACAAAGCGAACGAUAAUUCAUCUUGAGUGCAGUUUUUUCCUUGUGGUCUUCAGGGGAGUGGUAUAAUUAUCAGCUCGUGCAUUUUUCCAUCAUUUGUUUUGAGCUCAGUAAUUACUCCCUCAGGUGACUGACUCCUCUGUUUACCGUCAGUGGACUUAUGUGCCAUUUACCUCAGCCUCUCAGGAAAAAUAUACACAAACAAACUCAUUUUCUCUGUCUCUUCUUUCCUUCUUGCCAACAAGAAUAGAAAAAUGAUUAGGAGGCUCUGGUCUCCUAGCAACUAGUCCACAGCACCGUAUCUGUUUUAGUAGAGGGAAUCUAGAAGUUUUAGGUAAUUCAUUUAAGUUUAUAACCAUGUUCUAGGGAGACAAGGUCUGAUCUAUUUAGACGCCACUAAAAGCUCAGAUGUUAAACAGACUCACGCUGCGCGAGUCAGAGUAAAGCUGUGUCCGAUCUAUUAGAAAGUCACUGAAAAGCAGUCGGACAGUAACAUGUAGGAAUUUAGCUGGUAACUGAUAUUUCAUCAGAUCUUUCCACCCAGAGAAACGAGUUCAAGUUGCUGUGGAAAGGGUGAUGUGUGUGUGUGUUGUACACCUGAAUCCUUGUGCGUAACCUGAAGUAUGAAGUCAUGGUAACAGCUCGGUGCCUCCCGACCUCACCGGUAGCUGUCACUCCCCCGGGUGCUGGGUGGGACAUGACAUGAGCAGAGGUCCUGGAGCUUGAACUUACUGUUGGCUAGGACUGCGCCGAGUCUCUGAUCUCCUGUGUAAAUGAAGGCGCCGUUAACGUGCGAUAGGAGCGAGUUCUGCUGCAGCCGCAUCCAUGGACACGGCGAAGAGCGGGGCAGCGGAGCCCACGUACAGCCGCUGGUCGUACAGACCCUCCAGCUCUGGCAGCUUCUCCUCUCACUCAACAGCGAGUGCCAUUGAAGAUGAUGGUUCCAGCCUGAUGCAGCAGAAGCUGGAGAAGCAGAGGGCACUGCUUGAGCAGAAGCAGCGGAGGAAGCGGCAGGAACCCCUGAUGGUCCAACCCAACACAGAGGCUCGGCCCCGGCGCUCCAGGACACGGCGCGGCGAGGAGCAGGCCCCGCUGGUAGAGUCUCAACUCAGCGUUGUCAAUGAUGUCAUCAUGGAUGGCAUCGAUGGCCCCGCAGCGUUCUUGGGCUCAGAGGCUCCUGAUCUGGGAACAAAAAUCCAAAUCACGUCGGCCAGCCAGACCCAACACCGGUCCCAGUCUCAGUCCCCUGCUGCCGAAGAGCCAGAGAGAGAUGGAGACACGGAGACACUGCUAGAGUCCAAGACAGACAUCCACGAACUCCUGCAGAAACAAGGUCUGUCUGGCAGCAUGAACUUCGACGAAGCCAGCGAGCACGAGGACAAUGCGGAGGAAGUGCGGCCGCGUUCCCUGUCUCCCCACGCCGACUCCACCAGGCCUUCCUCCGCCGCAAGCGCCAAAGAGGAGGCGGUGACGCCGACGUCGCCGGCAGCAGAAUGCCUCAUGGAUGUGGCCAAUCUGGAGGAAUUUGUGCUGCGCCCAGCUCCACGCGGCGCCACUGUGAAAUGUCGAAUCACCCGGGAUAAGAAGGGCAUGGACCGCGGGCUCUACCCCACCUACUUCAUGCACAUGGAGAGAGAAGACGGCAAGAGGGUGUUUCUACUGGCAGGACGAAAGAGGAAGAAGAGUAAGACGUCCAACUACCUUAUUUCAGUGGACGCCACAGAUCUGUCACGAGAGGGAGAGAGCUUCAUCGGUAAACUCCGGUCCAACCUCAUGGGGACCAAGUUCACAGUGUAUGACAACGGCACCAACCCCUGCAAGAACCCCGGAGCUCUGCUGGAGGAGAGCAGCACGCGGCAGGAAGUGGCCGCCAUCUGCUACGAAACCAAUGUGCUGGGAUUCAGAGGACCACGCAAAAUGACCGUGAUCAUUCCAGGCAUGAAUAUGAACUUUGAGAGAGUCCCAGUGAGGCCUCAAAACGAGCAGGAGAGCCUCAUCAGCAGAUGGCAGAACCACUCCCUGGACAACCUGAUAGAGCUGCACAACAAGGCCCCAGUGUGGAACGACGACACCCAGUCCUACGUGUUGAACUUCCACGGGCGCGUCACUCAAGCUUCCGUCAAGAACUUCCAGAUAGUCCACGACAACGACCCCGACUACAUUGUGAUGCAGUUCGGCAGAGUGGCUGAAGACGUCUUCACUCUGGACUACAACUAUCCCAUGUGCGCUCUUCAAGCCUUCGCCAUCGGCCUGUCGAGCUUCGACAGCAAGCUGGCCUGCGAGUGAACCUUCUCUUCUGUUUCUGCUCCGUCACGCGUUUUGUGGGCCCUCGCAGCUCCUCAGCAUCACCCUGGAGCAGGUUCCCACAGGCGAAAAUAAAGAAGUGAGACACCGGCGAGAAGACCUGGUUGUCAGGUGGCAAAUCCAA